GGGCGGGAGGGUGGGGCCCUGGGGCAGUUAGGCCCAGGCAGUAGCCUGGGGAAUGAAAUGCCCCAGACGUACUGGGUGCAGAAAGCGCAGGCGCAGAGGGGUUAGGUGACAGCUGCAUCGGGUAUCAGGCAGUUUUGGCAGCACCAACCGCAACAGGUGUAGACAGGUCCCAUCUGAUUCCACCCUGGAAAGUCCUUUUGAAGAAAUGGCCCUAGUGAGGGGCGGCUGGCUGUGGAGACAGAGCUCCAUCCUUCGCCGCUGGAAGCGGAACUGGUUUGCCCUGUGGCUGGAUGGAACUCUGGGCUACUACCAUGACGAGACAGCACAGGACGAGGAAGACCGUGUGCUCAUCCACUUCAAUGUCCGUGACAUAAAGGUUGGCCAAGAGUGUCACGACGUGCAGCCCCCAGAGGGCCGGAGCCGUGAUGGGCUGCUGACCGUGAACCUGAGGGAAGGCGCCAAACUGCACCUGUGCGCGGAGACCCGGGAUGAUGCCAUAGCAUGGAAGACGGCGUUGCUGGAGGCAAAUGCCACCCCGGCCCCAGCUGGAGCCACCGUCCCACCCAGGAGCCGCCGGUAUUGCCCCAAGGUCAGGUGUGUGACCCACUCGUGGAGCCCCUGUAAAGUUGAGAGGCGGAUCUGGGUGCGUGUCUACAGCCCAUACCAGGACUAUUACGAGGUGGUGCCCCCCAAUGCACACGAAGCCACAUACGUCCGCAGCUACUACGGGCCACCCUAUGCAGGUCCCGGCGUGACGCACGUGAUAGUGCGGGAGGACCCCUGCUACAGCUCGGGCGCCCCGCUGGCCAUGGGCAUGCUGGCUGGGGCCGCCACAGGCGCCGCGCUGGGCUCGCUCAUGUGGUCGCCCUGCUGGUUCUGACCCCUGGGACCUGGACCCUGCUCUUAGCUCUGUGGGCCCUGCUCUUAGCACUAGCCCCCUUUACCCCUUGGAUCCCACCAUCCACACCACUCCUAUUUGACCCUCUCCUCUCCAUUACCCACUUCCGGGCUUGAACUUUCUUUCCUACUCCCUUCUCCCAAUUCACAAAGAAGCUGUCAUCUCAGGCAGGAACAUGGCUAGAAAUCCCCACAUCCGGACCUCCCAGAAAUCUCUUACAGACACAUAUGCAUAUAUUUCUUACAAACACACCAGGAAGUUGCAAACAACUGCAUGUGGCUUCAGAUUCCCCAGGCGCUGGGGUGACAACGUGAACAGGGCUCCCUGCGCUUUCCUGGUGGAGCGCCAGGCCUGGCGAGGGAAACAGGAGCAAACACACACUUGACUAAGCUGCAGUUAUCUAUGCUUUGACUAGGCUGUGGAGGGGAAGGGAGCAAGGCAGGUAGGCUGGGAGGGCCGCUGCUAUAGUCCGAAGAGUUAAAGGAGAGGUCAUUUGGGCUGGGCUGGGCUGGGCUGGGGGCAAAUCCUGGUGAACUGCAGGCUGAGGAGCUUGCCGUUAAAGGGGAGGUGUGAGCUUUUCACAGAAGUUUCAUGACUGUACCCAUAAAUGAGUAUUUUAGUACUGACGGUACCCUUACCCAACACUCCGAGGUUAGUUCUGUCCUUUCUACUAGCAGUUUCCUAGGCCCCUCCCCACUAUGCAACAACUGAAUUUAACCACGGGACUUGGGGGGGGGGGCAGGUGGGCUCCAGCCUUAGGAAGUUGCCUCCAUCAGGAAAUGCCUUUCUAUCCCUGGAGCUGUUCACUGCUGUCUUUCACUUCAGCUUUGUCACUUCCUUAAUUCUGGGGGAGAUGGCAGUGUUUUCCUCUGGGACUUGACCCAACUUUGUACCAGCCUGGGAAGCACUCCCCUGCCUUGUGCCUGCCUGCAGGCUCUUCAUUUGGUCUCCUUCCAGGCUCUUCCCCAGUCCUGUCCCAGUCACCAGUAGAAGUGCUAACAUAGUUGCCCAGGACUUGGUGUAGUCCGUUAAAAUUCCCCAGCUGACAGUGGUUCUAUUGGCUGAGCUGCAGAGAUUAAUAAAGACGUGGUUGGCUCUAGAA
This is a messenger RNA of Cavia porcellus (domestic guinea pig), 2000 nucleotides long. It is a transcript of the gene Plekhb1, whose product is annotated as pleckstrin homology domain containing B1. The coding region runs from base 206 to 880 and encodes 224 amino acids. Gene Ontology annotation, biological process: regulation of cell differentiation. The transcript has 8 exons. Lineage: Eukaryota; Metazoa; Chordata; Mammalia; Rodentia; Caviidae. The record is from RefSeq and is a predicted model, not a curated record. Gene Ontology annotation, cellular component: membrane.